This is a messenger RNA of Dendroctonus ponderosae (mountain pine beetle), 1567 nucleotides long. RefSeq lists its product as uncharacterized. Gene Ontology annotation, biological process: transcription by RNA polymerase III. Gene Ontology annotation, molecular function: DNA binding. NCBI's taxonomy places the organism in Eukaryota, Metazoa, Arthropoda, Insecta, Coleoptera, Curculionidae. The record is from RefSeq and is a predicted model, not a curated record. The transcript is spliced from 7 exons. Gene Ontology annotation, cellular component: RNA polymerase III complex. The coding region runs from base 214 to 1167 and encodes 317 amino acids.
GGAAUACCCUACCUGGCAACAGUGUGCCCAAUUGUUGUCAUUUCUGUGAGCUGAAUAACCUCUCAAUUCAAGUAAAACCGACAGAACAUACCCCAAUAUUUUGUGGUAAAACCACACUUUUUUUCUUGUGUGCAUAUUCCCAAAUUUUAAUCGAAAAUUACCUUCGCUUGUGUUCUAUAACGUUAGGCCUCGGUCGUGUUUUGAAUAAACCAUAUGCAGAUGCAGGUGUCAGACAUGGAGCGACGACUGCAGUCCAUAAAACUUCCAAGGGACUUAACUUUAGGGGGCACAAAGCCCAAGAAAGUAUUUCUCCCCAAUAUUCAUGCCACCAGAAACAAGGAAAAGAAAGAAUAUUUGAUUAACAAAACGGAAGGUCAGAAGAAAACAAACAACAGGGCAGACUUUCGAAAUAACAAGAAAGGGAUUGACCGGUCCGACAAAUUUAUCCAAUCCAGCGGAAUUUUCUCAGAUGGAAUGGGAAGUGAUGCCCUGAAGAAAGUUAAAUAUGAAAGAGCCUACGUUCCAAGGGACGACACAGCAACCAGAGUCCCUGUUAGUCUUCCCAAUAUCCAAACGAGCUGGCAGAUAGAUAAUAAAAGUGAGGCUAAUAUCUAUAAGGAACUAACGGACCAUAAUUCAGCAAGUACGGAUGAAGAGGAAAAGGUUGCAUUUAGGUCAAGAACUUGGAAUGAAAGUGACCUCAAGGAAAAGAAAGUUCUGAAAAGCAGUAAGAAUAAUAUUAAAAGUGAGUCAGUGCCAUCAGAUUUAAACAACUUGAAAACAGAAUUAAAUAAAAUACCGCAGGAAUUUAUCGAAAUUGACAAUGUUGACAACUUGAAACCGGGCUUAUCAUUGUGGAAAUUGCCAGAUUCGUUUUGCGGGAAAGGCUUCAGCGAUGACCCUAAUGUUAAAACCUUGGUUGACUAUAAAUUACCUGAUUUGCUAGAGGGUCAAAUAGGAAAAGUGAGAAUUUAUAAGUCCGGAAAAAUAAAUGUUCAAAUAGGAAGUAUUAAAUAUCAACUUGAAGCCUCUCAACUCGAUUCAUGUGCAGAGAAAAUUCUUGCCCUAGAUAGAAAAAAAGGGAAUGUAAACUGUAUGGUAUUAGGUCACGUUCAUAAUAGGUACAUGCUCAAUCCAGAUUGGACAUCCUUGCUUAAAGAUUUAUGAUCCAGGGAACAUUUUUAUUUAAUGAAAUUUUACGUUGUGAAGAAUUUGCCUUAAUGGCAAAGAUACUAACAAUGGAAGUGUUUCCAAAUUUACGCUACACCUUAUCAGGGAUUUUUUGUUUAUCUGUUUAAUUUACUCAAUAAUGUAUUUAAAUAAAUUAGUGAGUUUAUGGAAUAUUGUUCUCAAAUUAUAACUAAAAUAUAUAUAACGGUUUUGUUUCAAAGCACUGCAGUGUAUACUGCAGCACUUUGAAUAAUGGGAGCUUUAUAGGCCCUAUUAUUUAUUUUUUUCAAUAUCCAGCUUUCUGGCAGCAAAUGUAUGACUCACGAUGUAUUAUUAAUCAAAUUAUAUUUAGUAUUUACUUUUGGCUACGAAAUAAAUAAAGUUUACUUAUUACCUA